GGCACCUUUGGCGCCGCCCCUUCGUUUGCUUCGCUGCCUUCUCCGCCCGGCGCUUCCCGCACAAGACGCGAGGAAGAGGAUGCCGAGCGCCGACGCCAGCCUGACCCCGCAGGUGCACUGGGCGCAGCGGCACCACCAGCUCUACCUGCGCGUGGAGCUCAGCGACGUCCAGGAUCCUGACAUCACAAUUACAGACAAUGUUCUCCAUUUCAAAGCUCAUGGCCACGGAGCCAAGGGAGACAACGUGUAUGAAUUUCAAAUUGAGUUCCUGGCACCAGUGGACUCGCAGCCAGCCUAUAAAAUGACACAGAGGCAGCUGAACAUCACCGUAACGAAGAAGGCGAGCCAGUGGUGGGAACGGCUGACCAAGCAGGAGAAGCGGCCGCUGUUCCUCGCUCCGGAUUUUGAUCGUUGGUUGGAUGAGUCGGAUGCUGAGAUGGAGCUGAAAGCCAAAGAGGAAGAAAGGGUUAACAAAAUCACCAUAGAGAACCGCAUCCCCAAAGACUCUUUCCGGCACCUGAAGAGAGGCUACCUCUUCAUGUACAACCUUGUCCAGUUCCUGGGCUUCUCAUGGAUCUUCGUGAACAUGACAGUUCGACUCUUCAUGCUGGGGAAAGACUCUUUCUUUGAUACUUUCCACACGAUGGCAGACAUGAUGUACUUCUGCCAGACGCUGGCUGUCAUUGAGAUUGUGAACACACUGAUUGGUCUGGUCCGGGCUCCUUUCAUGCCUGUCGUCCUCCAGGUCUUUGGGAGAAACUUUGUGUUGUUCCUUGUCCUUGGAGGUGUGGAAGAAAUGCAGAGCAAAGCUGUCGUUUUCUUCAUCUUCUAUAUUUGGAGCAUGGUGGAGAUCUUCAGGUAUCCGUUCUACAUGCUCUCAUGCCUCGAUAUAGAAUGGAAGAUCCUGACCUGGAUUCGAUACAGCAUCUGGAUGCCCCUCUACCCUCUGGGGAUCUUAGCAGAAGCUGUCUCCGUGAUUCAGGCUAUUCCCGUCUUCAGCAGCACCGGGAGAUUUAGCUUCAUGCUGCCCUACCCGCUGAACAUCACCGUUCCCUUCUCCGUUUUUCUCCAGCUCUACCUUGUCUUCUUGUUUCUAGGGCCAUUUGUGAAUUUCCGCUACCUCUACAAGCAACGGAAGAGACGCCUUGGACCCAAAAAGAGGAAAAUGCACUAGGCCGGAGCCUGGAAUGGUUCCUUUCUCUUCUUCUAAUCUACCUUGAAGGCAGGGUUAGGGCUCUCUCCUAACGGUUUUACUUACCCUGUUGAUCUGAAAAACCAGUUUUGUACAGUUAUACUCAACAUGCAUCUCCCCUCCCACAAGGAUGGAUCCAGGUGACAUCCCCCACCUCACAGUUAGGUCCAGCGACUCUUUGGGUCAACCUGAAAGGCUGAGCCAAUAGCCGUAGCCCUUGUGUCCUGUGCUACCUGCAAAUAAAACUGACCCCCUUGGUGGGAACACAACCCCCUGCCAUCUGGGAGCUGAGCAGUGUUUUCCUGGCUAAGUCCACAGGCAGAGGCAAGAGCUUCUCCACGCAGAAAAUUUUUAUGGGUUUUCCCAGUAUCAAAACCUUUGGAAUGGUCCCAGUGCAGAGAAGCUAGCUGGUCACUGCUUGUUGCUGAGGCUCCCAAGCCAAAGUCCUGAGCAGGGUGGCAACCUUAAGCACCCUUUCCUCUGGCCAGAAGGGGUGUGCUGGUGGUUUAUUGAGGCCUGCCUCUCUUUCCUUCUCUCUGCAGUGGAGAUGGCCAGCUGUGAGGUAAGUCAGAGGCCCCCUUCUCCCUCAGAAUUGCUACUGGCAUGCCCUUACUGUGCACAUCAGGGGUGGGGCACCUGUGACCCUCUAGAUUAGUGUUUCCCGAACUUGGGUCUCCAGCUGCCGUUGGACUACAACUCCCAUCAUCCCUCGCUAGCAGGACCAGUGGCCAGGGAUGAUGGGAGCUGUGGUGUUUGGAGACCCAAACAGUGUUCCAAAUGUUGCUGGACUGCAACUCCAACUAAUUCUGAGAGUUGGACAUGCAGGCAGGGACCAAUGGGAAUUGGGAGUCCCAACAUCUGGAGGACCAUAGCUUCCCCAUCCCUGGAUUCAUUUAUUUUCUUACGUCUGUAUUCUAAACCCCUUUAUGUGGAAGGACACCCUGUUGAUUCAGAACUUCUGCAGAAAUACACUUGUUUCUAGAGCUGGCUUGAUGGGAUCUCCUCCAGCUCACCAACCAGUAUCACAAUUCUGCUUCUGGUGCAAGAAGGCUUUUGAGUGGCUCCAUGGUUCUAGACGUGCUUUGUCUUUGAGGGGUCUAGGAAAGGCACCAUCCUGCCUUUAGAAUUGGGGUGGGGGGAGAAGCACUAUUUAUCCACCAGACUGGGCACAGGCACCCUCCUCGGGGCUAAUUUGGAGGUGACAAUUUCACCUUAAUUUACUCCAGGUGGGUAAAUGGUGGGGUUUGGGGGACCCAGGUCCUGAUCUGCCGGUAUUGACACUGACUUUCAACCGUAGCACACAGGGCACCUUACUUAGCCCUUUCCAUUGCUGUUCCAUCUGUUAAAAUUACAGUCUAGGGUGCAGCCACUUUUGUCAUGAAUCUGUAUUUGCUGGUCUUUCGGGAGGCAAAUAGAAUGUGUAUUUCUAAUAAUAAAGAUUUUAAAACUUC
Messenger RNA from Zootoca vivipara (common lizard), 2643 nucleotides. It is a transcript of the gene HACD3, whose product is annotated as 3-hydroxyacyl-CoA dehydratase 3. Gene Ontology annotation, cellular component: endoplasmic reticulum membrane. The record is from RefSeq and is a predicted model, not a curated record. Gene Ontology annotation, biological process: sphingolipid biosynthetic process; very long-chain fatty acid biosynthetic process; fatty acid elongation. Gene Ontology annotation, molecular function: 3-hydroxyacyl-CoA dehydratase activity. Lineage: Eukaryota; Metazoa; Chordata; Lepidosauria; Squamata; Lacertidae.